GGCGACGACGCAUGGAUGCCCGGGGACGAGGCGAAGGCGAGGCGUGGAGGCAUGGGGAGGAGGAGGAGGAGGAGGAGGAGGAGGAGGAGGAGGAGGAGGAGGAGGAGGAGGAGGAGGAGGAGGAGGAGGAGGAGGAGGAGGAGGAGGAGGAGGAGGAGGAGGAGGAGGAGGAGGAGGAGGAGGGAGUCAAUGAGACGCCGGAGACGAGACGCCGGGAUCUAGAUUCAAGUCGACCUAGUCGAGAGGGCGAAACAGUCGCAUGACACGAGUCGACGGGACGGCACA
Molecule: messenger RNA, 285 nt
Organism: Closterium sp. NIES-67
Lineage: Eukaryota; Viridiplantae; Streptophyta; Zygnematophyceae; Desmidiales; Closteriaceae
Source: the annotation of a GenBank genome assembly